CUAGUCAUGCAUCGUGUGUGUUUUUUUAGAUAUUGUUGAACGAUAAAGUGAGUGGAACGCAUAAGCUAAUGUCGUUGGCUAGCCGCUGCUCGUCACUAGCUAACAUUUCGAGCUGUUCCGCGGAAAUGGUUGCUUCUCUGACGACUUGAAAGGACAGUUAAGUACACCACUUUGAUAAGAAAACAAAAAGGGAGCCAUGUCCCCUACUGGAGCAGUUUUUGUGUCACAUCGCCAAGACAGGAGAAACCAUGGUCCAGUGGUCUCAGUUUAAGAACUACUUUCUUUUUAAAUUGGAGAAAGUCAUGGAUGAUUUCAGAGCCUCGGCUCCUGAGCACAGAGGCCCUGCCAAUCCGAAUGUGGAGUCGGUUCCCUUCGAAGAUAUGAAAGAGAGAAUCUUGAAGAUUGUAAAAGGAUAUAAUGGAAUCCCCUUCACUAUCCAGCGCUUGUGUGAGUUACUCACAGAACCCAAGAGGAACUACACAGGAACAGAUAAAUUUCUUCGAGGUGUUGAGAAGAACGUAAUGGUGGUCAGCUGUGUUCACCCAACAUCAGAGAAAAAUGGCUGCAGUGCUGUGAAUAGAAUGAAUGGAGUUAUGCUUCCCGGGAACACAUCUACCUUUACAGAGAGGAAAGUGAAUGGACCAGGAACUCCACGGCCGCUCAACCGACCCAAGUUAUCACUAGCCAACAACUCCCUGGCAGCUAACGGCCUGCCUGACAGCACAGACAACAAAGACCUCAGAACAGAGCAAGAAAGUGCGAAGGAUAUGUCCGGAAGUGAGGUUUCAGCCUCGGGGGAUGCACUGGGGAGCUCAGUCAAGAACAAACACUCUGACACAGAAGAGGACAUGGAGUCUGAGCAGCAGGAGGUGAAGAGACUCAAAUUUGGGAAGGACGAGGAUGAGGAGGAAGAUGAGGAGGAGGAGGAAGAGGAUGAUGAGGAUGAGCAGGAAGUGGAAACGUCAAAGCCUGUCGGCGCCACUGGCCUCUCGAAAGAGGCCAAAGCCAUGGUCCAGGAGGAUGAAGAGGGAGACGGUUUCAAGGACGACGAAGCUUCCAGCAGUUCCACGGCUGUCGAAGACCAAGAGCCAACAAGCAGCACUCAGCCCGAAGCUUGUCCAGUCUCAGACCAGUCUCCGGAGAAGACCGAGAGGGAGGUGGCGUGUGGCUCUUUCCAUGAGGGUAAUGACAUGGAUCAGGCGGAGCAGCAGGCGCCCGCAUGCACUGCCAAAAGUCCGGAGACCAGUGGAGACAGCGAGGAGAGCAACAGCGACCCAGUCAGCAGCAGCAGUAGCAGCAGCAAUAGUAGUAGUUGUAGCAUAGACGAAAGUGUCGACGUGGCCCGAGAAGACGUUGCUGCCACUCCCUCCAGCAGUACGAACGAGACCCCCACAGAGAGCGCCAUGGAAAGUGCCAUUAUAGACAUGGAGACCGCUGAGGAGCCCAUGGAGCAGGACUAGACUGAAGCGCCUCUGCAGCCAUGUGACACCACAAACCAGCUUGUCCUUGAAUCCAGCUUGACUGUCACUGGGAAUGAGGAUAACGUCACCUCGCACACAAACACCUCGUCAAGAUUUUGGACGCCCCUCCAGAAUGGCUACCUGGCAUUUAUGUGAGCAAUCAGUAAAAAAAAUUCACGUGGAGUUUUCUUUUUAACUGGAAUAUCUUAUUGAUCUUAUCUUGUCUUUUUAAGUUGUUUUUUAAAGAGGAGUUGGUUUCAGCGGCAUUCUUUCACACCUGGAUUUUGUCUUUUGUGUUAGUUGGGACUUUUUGGAGGAUUGACGACAGGAUGGGUUUGUUGGGUCUCCUUGAAGCCUAGUUGGGUACAAGCGCUACACCCCAGGGGUCAGAGUGGAGCUUUUACCAUCCGUGUUUGUUUGUUUCCGAAGCGCCCUCUGAAGGUGCAGGAGUGGCGCAUUGGCCCGAGCCCGUCUGCCAACACAGCUACCCUGUUGAUCCGCUGGGAUGUAGAGAAUUCUCCUUUUCAAUUCACUUCUCCACUCCUCGGAAAGAUUUCCAGGGUGGUCAUUGAUGCACGACCACUCCCACUUGACCCUGACGUUGCAGAGGUGUCCUGGAAAACGACAUAUUGUAGAUGCAUGAAGCCACCAUAAUUUAUAUGAUCAUUUCACAUCUCUUGGUUAUUUUGACACUUUUUUGUUUUGUUUUGUCUGCCGGUUGUUCUUUCCAAAACCAGCUGUAAGUACAAAGAUGACGUCCGCUUUCUAUGUAUUGUGAUGUCACACGUUUCUUUCACCGACUGAUUUCCGAGCAGUCUCCGGUUGCAGUUCUUGACAUGUUUCUGCAGCUGUACUUUUUGAUAUUUAGGAUUUUAAAUUUCUGUAAAGUAGAUUUUUGUAGAUUGUAAUACAGUAUGUGUUCACUGCCUCUGUGAAACAAUAUGUAAUUGUAUAAUUUCUGUGUAUACUCUGAAUGCUUUUGCUUUCAAAUGGGGUAUUCAGAAACGGCAAUAAAUGUUCAAAUUUU
Molecule: messenger RNA, 2487 nt
Organism: Doryrhamphus excisus (bluestripe pipefish)
Lineage: Eukaryota; Metazoa; Chordata; Actinopteri; Syngnathiformes; Syngnathidae
Gene: ppp4r2b
Product: protein phosphatase 4, regulatory subunit 2b
Cellular component (GO): nucleus; protein phosphatase 4 complex; cytoplasm
Molecular function (GO): protein phosphatase regulator activity
Source: RefSeq, a predicted model, not a curated record